AUGGGGUACCAGGGACAGCCACCCCUCAUCCCGCUGCAGAGAGAUCUAGAUGACAGAGAAACCCUUGUUUCUGAACACGAGCAUUCAAGGAAAUCUUGUCAGUCUGCUGCUGUUUUUAAUGUUGUCAACUCGAUUAUAGGAUCUGGUAUAAUAGGAUUGCCUUAUUCAAUGAAGCAAGCUGGGUUUCCUUUGGGAAUAUUGCUUUUAUUCUGGGUUUCAUAUAUUACAGACUUUUCCCUUAUUUUGUUGAUAAAAGGAGGGGCCCUUUCUGGAACAGACAGCUACCAGUCUUUGGUUAACAAAACCUUUGGUUUUCCGGGGUAUCUCCUCCUCUCUGUUCUACAGUUUUUAUAUCCGUUUAUAGCUAUGAUAAGUUAUAACAUAAUAGCUGGAGAUACUUUGAGCAAAGUUUUUCAAAGAAUUCCUGGAGUUGAUCCUGAGAAUGUAUUUAUUGGUCGUCACUUCAUUAUUGUGCUUUCCACGGUAACCUUUACUCUGCCUUUGUCCUUGUACCGAGAUAUAGCAAAGCUUGGAAAGAUCUCCUUUAUUUCUACAAUUUUAACAGUUGUAAUUCUUGGAAUUGUAAUGACAAGGGCAAUUUCACUGGGUCCACACAUACCCAAAAUGGAAGAUGCUUGGGUAUUUGCAAAGCCCAAUGCCAUUCAGGCUGUUGGGGUCAUGUCUUUUGCAUUUAUUUGCCACCAUAACUGCUUCUUAGUCUAUGGUUCUUUGGAAGAAGCCACAGUAGCAAAAUGGUCCCGCAUCAUCCAUAUGUCCAUCUUGGUUUCUGUAUUUAUCUGUGUGCUCUUUGCUACGUGUGGAUACUUGACUUUCACUGGCUUUACCCAAGGGGACUUAUUUGAAAAUUAUUGCAGAAGUGAUGACCUGGUAACCUUUGGAAGGUUUUGYUAUGGCAUAACUGUCAUUUUGACAUACCCAAUCGAAUGCUUUGUAACUAGAGAGGUCAUUGCCAACGUGUUUUUUGGAGGGACUCUUUCAUCAUUUUUCCAUGUGCUUAUAACAGUGGUUAUAAUUAUGAUAGCCACAUUGGUUUCAUUGCUGAUUGAUUGCCUUGGAAUAGUUUUAGAACUCAAUGGUGUGCUCUGUGCAGCUCCUCUGAUUUUUAUCAUCCCCUCAGCAUGUUAUCUGAAACUGUCAGAAGAACCAAGGACACACUCAGAUAAGAUUGUGUCCUGUGUCAUGCUUCCCAUUGGUGCUGUGGUCAUGAUUUUUGGAUUCAUCAUGGCUAUCACAAAUCCUCAGGACUGUACCCAUGGGCAGGAGAUGUUCUACUGCUUUCCUGACAAUGUCUCCUUCACAAACAUCUCAGAUUCUCAUUUUCAACUGACAACACAACUUUCCAUUUUAAACAUCAGCUUCUUUCAAUGAGUUGACAGCUUUAUAAAAAUAUGCAUGUUUUCAUAGACUUCUAAACCACUUAAUAAUAUUCACGUUUGUCUCUAUUUAUAUGAUAAAAUUAUCAUUUUGGCAUUUAUCAAGACUUGUGUUUGUUUACUCUUCAGUGCAAUGUAAAAGAUAAAGAAAACUGAAUAUAUUUUACUGUAAACUAGAACAAAUGCUUCAUUCUUCUGACCUCAGUACACUGAUGCUAAUUGA
This is a messenger RNA of Urocitellus parryii (Arctic ground squirrel), 1617 nucleotides long. RefSeq names its product solute carrier family 38 member 11 (gene Slc38a11). The record is from RefSeq and is a predicted model, not a curated record. Gene Ontology annotation, cellular component: membrane. Gene Ontology annotation, molecular function: L-amino acid transmembrane transporter activity. Gene Ontology annotation, biological process: amino acid transmembrane transport. Lineage: Eukaryota; Metazoa; Chordata; Mammalia; Rodentia; Sciuridae.